UGAGUUUGUAACAUAAAUGUAGACAAGUUGAAGACGUGUGAAUACUUUUACAUGGCACAGCAUAUGGGGCGGUCACUGAGUGCUGAGAUGAUCAAUCGGAAGUUUUUAUGAAUUGUUACACAAUUUGAAAUGAAGUUCAAACAUGACAAACGCGUCCUGUCAGAUUAUAUGCCACAACAGCCUUCCAUACCCUUCCGUUUCCACGCUGCUUUUGCGUCAGCGUCGUCUGGGUCUCCCUCUGGGAUCUCAGGCUGUGAUGGCGGAGGUGGACGACACCGACAUCAUGAUGAACUUCCAGGGUGAUUUCCCGAAAAGCGGCAGGAAAAGCUGCCGCUACCCUUACUGCAUUGUCUGGACGCCUAUUCCUAUUUUAUCGUGGGUGCUCCCCUUCAUUGGUCACAUGGGCAUCUGCACCUCUUCAGGGGUCAUACGAGACUUUGCGGGAUCUUACUUUGUCUCGGAGGAUAACAUGGGGUUUGGUCGACCCACAAAGUACUGGAGGCUCGAUGUGGAUAAAGUCUGUGGUAACGGUGCAGCAACGUGGGACCAAGCAGUGCACGACGCAUCGGAGGAAUACAAAUGCAGGCCGCACAACCUGUGCAUGGAUAACUGUCAUUCCCACGUCGCGAUGGCUUUAAACCUGAUGCGGUAUGACAACAGCUCAUCCUGGAACAUGGUGAACCUCUGUGUGCUGUCCUUCAUUCAUGGGAAGCAUGUGAGCUGGGCAGCUGUCCUGAAGACCUGGCUCCCCUUCGUCAUGCUCUGUGGGGUCCUCGCCACGUUCAUCCUGACUCUGAACCUACAGUAAUACAGCGAGCGGCACCAGGAGAGGGCUUUAGUGAUGCUGUAUACACUGUCACUGACAUGAAUGGCGUGUGUUUUGAUGGGACGUUCGCAAAAAUAUCGAAUGGAACGACUCGUUAUGUUGAAUUUAAGGAGCUUACUUGUUGUUUUCAAAGGAUUUGUAUCAUUAUUUUUUGCAGCUUUACCUUAUCAUUUGUGUCCAGUGUUGCAGUUCCCGAUAGUUUUAUUAAAUCACAUGUGCAAUAUCAAAAAAAUAUAUAAAACAGCAUAAAGGAGGGGGGUGAAAGGCACAGUUCUGCUCAGAACGCAACCAAAGGUUGCAGAAGAGUGAUAAUUUAAACCUGGAAUCCCCAACCCUGACAUCAGCACGUGGCGCAAUGUUCACCUAGUACAAAAGCAGCAAUGGCAAAAUUAACAGCAAAAGUUUGAGAUCAUAAAGUGAGGAAGUACAUAGGAAUUUAUUCAUUGAUUUAUCCAUUGAACUGUGGGAAGUCAGGUGACAUUUUACCUGUGAGCAGCAACUUGGAGACCUACCAAACAGGGAUUUACCCAGGGAUUUAAAAGCUUUCUGAGAGUAUAUUUUCUCUGCAGUAGUGAACGAAUGCUAGUGGUAGAAACUGUAAUGUGAAACACUAACAUUCAGGCAGCCUUCAGACAAAUGUAAUUUCUACUUUGGUUCUGGCCAACAUUGUUUCUUGGAUGUGCACAGGCAUCCAUUCGCAUGAUCCUCCAAACAACUCACCAGAAUAGCCUACUUUAUCUCGCCUUUAUCCAUAUAGUCAGCUUGUGUUUACUAUAUUACUUUAAUAUAGUUAUGAAAACAUUACUCUGAGGACAGCAUCUAGCUCUGUCUGCAGUUAUUUAGCACCCAACAAAAUGUUUAUCCCUAAAAGUCACUUGAAAUUAUUACUAAUGGGUGGAGGUGAAAAUGCUGAUCUGUAACCAAGACUACAGCUGCAGUCAAGCACUCUUGUGUAAAGAUACGAGUGAAGUAAAUAUCACAAGUAAAGUACACGGAAAACAUUUGAACAGACAGAUUAAUCUGUGGACUUUAGCACAAGUUUUGACUAUCAGUACAUUAAAAAAAUAACUAGGAUCUAAAGAUAUAUAAAGAUAUUAAGGAUAUUAUAACUAAAAUCAAGGAUUAUUAUUAUUACAAGCAGUGGCCAAUUUAAAAAGCGUAUUUGCUUACCUGAUAAACCUUAUGCUGUCCAAGCUUUGGCAUGAACUGUGCUGUGUGGCCAUCUCUCAUCUCUGGGUUGAAAUCAGAUCCCGAAUAUUUCAUAAUGCUGGGCCAAACAGUGUUUUCAGUGGAGAAACUGUUUGUUUUUUUGUUUUUUGUUUAAAUUAAUCUUUUUUACUUCCAACCCUCUUCUUCCCUGCAGAAAUCAUCUCUUUAGCAGAUGUGCUCACUCUGUCUGUUUUUGUGUGUUGCCAGUAAGAAUCUAUUCAUUCAAUAUAUUUCUGUAAAUUUUUUAUGAAGAAGUCAGUCUUUGUCCUCAGUAUAGGAGUAGUCCAACAGACUGGCUUAAGAAAAUACACUUUAAUUCAUAAAUAUUUGCCUCCUAUUUCUAGGAGGGGAGUGGCUUUAAAUGCUUUUGUGUUCUCAAAACGUUCUUUUAAAAUAAUUUAUCUGCUAUAAAAAGCUGGUUAUUAUUUAUUUAAGUCUUAUAUUUUCAAUAUUUAUUAAUCUUACAGCUCUAAAAUGUGACAUCUGCCCUUUAUGUAACAGUUUUGGUUUGUUUUGGUACGGUACAAUACAGAGUCUGCUAAUCUUUUCUCAUGGUCGUAAUUUUUUAAAGGUUUUGUUAACCUAUAACAUGCUGUAUGCUUCACUUUCUCUAUAAUACCCCACUGGGGAGCGGUGAGAUGCAUUUUUCAUGAGCGACAGUGAUGAAUCCGUUUCUGCGGCGCCGAAAGUUGACUCCAGUGAUGAAUCGCUAUAAAAUGACUUUGAAAUCUUAAUGCUGACAGUUCUCAUCAGUUCUUUUGUGAGUGAGAUGUGAGUCGCUACCAAAGAUAGAAUGAUGUGGGGGGAAAAAAACUUGGGAGUGUCCUUGUCUGAAUUUGUCUAAAUUAUUUAUUCAUUUAUUUGCAAGCAAAUACUGAAUGCUCUCUUAACUUUGCAACCUGGAAUGUCACUGGAGCAUUCCAGGACUAUGAUCAGAUAUGUGUAGGUGGAAAGCUAUCCACCUACACAGCUACUGUUUAAGAAUUGUUGUGUAUAUAUUUUUUUGUAUGUUUCGCAAGUAAUUGUGGAUAUUCUCCCACUGUGUCCUCUGUCAGAUGGUUGUGUAGGUCAGUGGCUGUGGGCGCUCUAGUCUAAUCGUCCUCUGUACCUUUAAGGGAACCACAUACCUUUUUUUAGCAAGCAGAUUCAGUUCGAUAGGAGCAACCAUCAAUUUGUGGGAACCCUUAUUCCCACAGUGGAGCAGAUGAGAAGGCACUACUGCUGGAACAAGCAGCCCUUGCCACUAAUGCAGCUUCAGUUUAGCAUUUGAAGGAACAGGUCAAAUUUUUCUCUGCUGUCAUUUUCAUCUGCAACUUCUUUGUUUCCAACUCUGCAGACAUGUGCAUUUUGGCAGCUUGUGUUUUUCUAGGAGUUCUCCUUUUACUUGCACCCUCGCAGUGCUUGGCGUGUCCUUUUGGCUGUGAAUGUUUUGCGGUCACCCGCACGGUGAAGUGUGUCUCUAAGGAUCUGCUCGUAGUGCCACAAAACAUUCCAGGAUCUACCCGGAAUGUCAUCAUCACAGGGAAUAAUAUACAUCAAGUCGGACCAGAUUCGUUUACAGAACUCCAGAAUGUCACUAACGUCAUUUUAAGCAAUAACAGGUGAGAAUGUCGGUGUCAUGUUUUUCAGUUGUGUAAUUGAUAUUUGGUUAAUGUAACUAACUUUGUUGGUGUGUGUAUAUAAUAAAGAAAUAAUGGCUUUU
Messenger RNA from Gambusia affinis (western mosquitofish), 3737 nucleotides. RefSeq names its product transmembrane protein 222-like. The coding region runs from base 143 to 808 and encodes 221 amino acids. The record is from RefSeq and is a predicted model, not a curated record. The transcript has 6 exons. Lineage: Eukaryota; Metazoa; Chordata; Actinopteri; Cyprinodontiformes; Poeciliidae.